AUGUGGCGGGAUAACGAGGAGGCGACUGUCCACUGGCUGGCAGCGAGCGCAAAGGGCGGGGAGAAGCAGACAUCGUCGCGCCUCAUUAACUGGCGGAGGCCACUGCGGAGACAGGCGGGAGACAUGGCGACGCAGGCGGGCUUCUUCAUGCAGCCGUACGAGUUCUUCCAGAAGCGCGGCGUGGCUGGGCCCAAAGGAUCAGUGCUGUUCGGCUCCUGGUGGGGUCGGUGGAACAAGGUGCAGGGCGAGGAGGACCUCAGCCUUGUCAAGCAGUUCGGACCCAUCUUCGGCGAGUACGCUGGUCGCACCCCCGUGCUGGUGGCGACGGACCCCGCUGUGGCGCGCGCGGUGCUCCUGGACAACGCCAACCACUUCCGCAGCCGACGGCCAACACUCAUCACAACAGGACUUCUCUCACGAAUAGGAAUGGAACGAGGUGUGAAUCCUCUUGGAUGGUUGAAAUAUUUACAUACAUCAAUGGCUUAA
Messenger RNA from Gryllus bimaculatus (two-spotted cricket), 486 nucleotides. The record is from the annotation of a GenBank genome assembly. NCBI's taxonomy places the organism in Eukaryota, Metazoa, Arthropoda, Insecta, Orthoptera, Gryllidae.